AACUUUUCUAGGAUCCAAACCCUAAAAGAAGAAAGUCGUGGCCUAAACAAAAAAGGACUUCCCGCUCGUCGUCUUCCAUUUAUUCUCUAUUUAUUCCUUGACUCUCCUAAUUUUCUCUUUGCUUUCAGCUCUCCACUUCUUCCCACUCUCUUCUCCCCGCCUCGCGCCCGGCCAUGUUCUCCAAGCUCUUCCACGGCUGCAGAGAAGACUCGUCAAAGUCCUCUUCCGACAAGCUGAAGCAGACUCUAGAAAUGCUUGAGAAAAAGGAGAUUAUUUUGCAGAAGAAGAUCUCUGUAGAGGUUGAGAGAGCAAAAGAAUUUACAAGGGCAAGGAACAAACAAGCGGCAAUGCAGUGUUUGAAGAGAAAGAAAUUUUAUGAAGGUAAAAUGGAGCAACUUUGCAGUUCUCAGUCGCACAUUCGUGAUCAGGAGCAAAAGUUACCACAGAAACCAUCAGUUCACUGUAGACAGGUUCAGCAGAUGACAACUAAUCUGAAAGAAAACUUGGAAGCCUGAGGUGGAAGCUAGGUACGCUUGUGCCAUUAAAUGGAGUAUUAACUGAAAAUGAGGCAGCUACUGAUGGAAAGAUCGAGAGAGCUGGCUGUUUUAGAACUCUUUUCGUGGGAUAUCCAGGAAAUGUCUCAUUCAAUGUAUAGAUGACGAAUGUCUGACCCGCUCCCAUUUUGGUGUAUAUAAUCCCGUACAACGAAACUUGCAGUUUAAAUUUCUUGUUGUCAUGCCUUUCAGGUUCUUUUUUUCGGUAACAUUCAGGUCCUUUAUAAAUGAACCUAUAAACUGGGGUUGAGUUA
Elaeis guineensis (African oil palm) is the source of this 808-nucleotide messenger RNA. Its product is annotated as vacuolar protein sorting-associated protein 32 homolog 1. Gene Ontology annotation, cellular component: cytoplasmic side of plasma membrane; ESCRT III complex; multivesicular body. Gene Ontology annotation, biological process: vesicle budding from membrane; late endosome to vacuole transport via multivesicular body sorting pathway. NCBI's taxonomy places the organism in Eukaryota, Viridiplantae, Streptophyta, Magnoliopsida, Arecales, Arecaceae. The record is from RefSeq and is a predicted model, not a curated record.